CAUCCUGAUUCCCCAACGGCCGAACACGCUAUCGGACACUAAGACCAACAGGGCGUUUACCGAAACAACAACAAAUAAAUAAGGGUCCCCUAAGAACUGCUAAAAUGCCUAAACACAAUCGCGGUUUCAGUUUCGGGAGCAAAUCUUCCAAGUCGCAUCGCUCCAGCAGUUCUGCCAACAGAGUCGCUCUUGCGGAAAGUGCUGAAGAAAAGCAGAGGCGGAAUUUGCAGACCAAGGCUGAUCCAACGCUGGCUAUGAGUGAAUUGCAGCCAAGUACGCUUUUCUUCAACACAACCACACUAUCUUUUCAGUCGCUAAUAAGUUCUUCAGUGGCGGUCGCGCUUGAAAAGUCGAAUCUGGGAAAUUUGCGCGAUAUGGCGCACAAGGAUCAGUAUGGGAAUAUCAUCGUCGACCCUGACCACUCCAAUCCCACUCGUCCUCGUCUCGAACGUCCUCUGGAUACUAUUCGAUCCUUUGAAAUCGCCAUCGAUGGAACCUACGCCAGCAACAAUGCCAACGCCAACGCCAGUCGACCCACCUCGUUUGUGAGAACUGCCGAUGAACCAUCACCAGGUGAUGUCAGCCGUCGCACGAGUUACUUCGGAGCCAACGCGCACCCCUCCCGUCGUAGCAGCUACAAUGGCCACAACCAACCCAACAACUACUACCCCUACCACCAAAACACCCACCCCCAUCGUCCGCGCCAUCCCCGCAUGACCUCCAACCAGGCCUACGGCACCCCGCGCAACGCCUACGCACAGAAUGGUCACCAAAACAGCUACCAGAACGGCUAUCAGAACGGCUAUCAGAACGGGUCGUACGAUAACAUCACCCCGUCGGGCUCAGGAUCCGGAUCAGGAAGCCACUCUGAGCCGUACAAUGGCACCGACCCCAGCUCUGUAAACAGUUCUAUCGACCAGCUCCAGCAGCAACAACAACAACAACAACAAGGCAAAGGGCAUGACCAGCCAAUCGGACAACCAAUGGUACCGCCUGCCCCGCGACACGUAUUUGGGUCAGCACCAAUGCCAGAUCCCAGCGCCGGUGGACCAGUUGGUGGUCAGCAAGCUGCGGCGAUGGGUAACCGGCGGCAUCUGCGCAAGGCGACGAAUGAUUCCGAAGCCAGUGUCGGUAGCAGUAAGCGCAAGAGCUGGUUUAAGCGGAAAUUCAGCAAGUCUUGAUCUGAUUGUAUUGCUACUAUCAUUCUUGUUUAUGUUUAAUACUUCGCGGAUGUAAUAUCUUUUUCUGUCACGGUUAUGGGUAUGGUCUGGUAUGCUCAGGAUGGGCGCGGGACAUAUGGCUGUUUUUAUCAUUUAUUGUUAUGCUUACGAGGUUACGAUCGAUACACGGAUAUUUUAGUUCUGUUCUACUGUUAAUAGCACCGAAUACUAUAUGUCAGGAGUUUUGCUCGUCAUCACGCAUACUCGUAAUCGUUAACUUUGGAUAAACAAAGUCUACUUCCCAAACCCAAACAAAUGUUUCACUUUAUCCAGCAGCCCCAUCCCAAUCCGUUUCCUCUCCUCCUUCUUCUCCUCUUUCUCUUUCGCGUGUUCUUUGUCCAGGUACACGUUUCCUUG
Aspergillus ruber CBS 135680 is the source of this 1577-nucleotide messenger RNA. RefSeq lists its product as uncharacterized. The record is from RefSeq and is a predicted model, not a curated record. Lineage: Eukaryota; Fungi; Ascomycota; Eurotiomycetes; Eurotiales; Aspergillaceae. The transcript has 3 exons. Bases 105 to 1181 code for a protein of 358 amino acids.